Messenger RNA from Acanthisitta chloris (rifleman), 1703 nucleotides. RefSeq names its product cactin, spliceosome C complex subunit (gene CACTIN). Gene Ontology annotation, cellular component: spliceosomal complex; cytoplasm. The record is from RefSeq and is a predicted model, not a curated record. The annotation marks the transcript as partial. Gene Ontology annotation, molecular function: protein binding. Gene Ontology annotation, biological process: mRNA cis splicing, via spliceosome; negative regulation of innate immune response. NCBI's taxonomy places the organism in Eukaryota, Metazoa, Chordata, Aves, Passeriformes, Acanthisittidae. The transcript has 10 exons.
CUGGAGACACCCGAGGAGAAGCGAGCGCGGAGGUUGGCCAAGAAGGAGGCCAAGGAGAGGAAGAAGCGGGAGAAGAUGGGCUGGGGAGAGGAGUACAUGGGGUACACCAACACCGACAACCCCUUCGGCGACAACAACCUGCUGGGCACCUUCAUCUGGAGCAAGGCACUAGAAAAGAAAGGGAUCAGCCACCUGGAUGAGAAGGACCUAAAGGAGAGGAACAAGCGAAUCCAGGAGGACAAUCGCCUGGAGCUGCAGAAGGUGAAGCAGCUGCGCCUGGAGCGGGAGCGGGAGAAGGCCAUGAGGGAGCAGGAGCUGGAGAUGCUGCAGCGGGAGAAAGAGGCAGAGCACUUCAAAACCUGGGAGGAGCAGGAGGACAACUUCCACCUGCAGCAGGCCAAGCUGCGGUCUAAGAUCCGGAUUCGGGAUGGGAGAGCGAAACCCAUCGACCUCCUGGCCAAGUACAUCAGCGCAGAGGACGAUGACCUGGCGGUGGAGAUGCACGAGCCCUACACCUUCCUCAACGGCCUGACCGUCUCCGACAUGGAGGACCUGGUGGAGGACAUCCAGGUGUACAUGGAGCUGGAGCAAGGGAAGAACGUGGAUUUCUGGAGGGACAUGACCAUCAUCACGGAGGAUGAGAUAGCUAAGCUCCGCAAGCUGGAGGCCUCUGGGAAAGGGGGACCAGGGGAGCGCCGUGACGGCGUCAACGCCUCGGUCAGCUCAGACGUGCAGUCUGUGUUCAAGGGAAAGACCUACAACCAGCUGCAAGCUCUGUACCAGGGCAUCGAGAGCAAGAUCCGGGCCGGGGGGCCCAACCUGGACAUCGGGUACUGGGAGAGCCUCCUGCAGCAGCUGAAGGCUUACAUGGCUCGGGCCAGGCUGCGGGAGCGGCACCAGGACGUGCUGCGCCAGAAGCUGUACAAGCUGAAGCAGGAGCAGGGGGUGGAGAGUGAGCCACUCUUCCCCAUCAUCAAGCGGGAACCAGCCUCCCCCAGCGACAGGCUGGACCCAGAGGAGAGCCUUGAGGCGCAGCCAGGGCCGUCCUCGGAGCCAGAGGCAGAGCAGGACGCCGAGGCCAAGGGCGAGGCCGAGGGGGAGGCUGUGCUGAUGGAGGAGGACCUGAUCCAGCAGAGCCUGGACGACUAUGAUGCUGGCAAGUACAGCCCCAGGCUGCUGGGCCCCAACGAGCUGCCCUUCGACGCCCACGUGCUGGAGGCCGAGGAGGACACGCACCGACUGCUGCUCCUGCGCCAGCAGCUCCAGGUGACAGGGGAUGCCUCUGAGAGCACUGAUGACAUCUUCUUCCGCAAGGCCAAGGAGGGCAUGGGCGCGGACGAGGCUCAGUUCAGCGUGGAGAUGCCCCUGACGGGCAAGGCCUACCUGUGGGCCGACAAGUACCGCCCGCGCAAGCCGCGUUUCUUCAACCGCGUGCACACGGGCUUCGAGUGGAACAAGUACAACCAGACCCACUACGACUUCGACAACCCUCCCCCGAAGAUCGUGCAGGGCUACAAGUUCAACAUCUUCUACCCCGACCUCAUCGACAAGCGCUCGACGCCCGAGUACUUCCUGGAGGCCUGUCAGGACAACAAGGACUUCGCCAUCCUGCGCUUCCACGCCGGGCCGCCCUACGAGGACAUCGCCUUCAAGAUUGUCAACAGGGAGUGGGAGUACUCCCACCGCCACGGCUUCCCCUGCCA